Molecule: messenger RNA, 750 nt
Organism: Plasmodium gonderi
Lineage: Eukaryota; Apicomplexa; Aconoidasida; Haemosporida; Plasmodiidae
Product: variable surface protein
Exons: 2
Coding region: 1-750 (249 amino acids)
Source: RefSeq, a predicted model, not a curated record
AUGUUUUCUUACAUAAGAGAUGAGGAUUAUAAUAAAAUUAUAAACCUUAUUUUUUGGAUUAGUGAAAUAUUGAAUAAUACAUAUAAAAUAGAGGGAAUAAUAAGAAUAAUAAAUGAGGGAUUAUUCAAAAAAUACGAACAUCAGAAACGACUAGAACAUAGAUCAUUGAGUGAAUUUUAUUCAAUGCAUAAAAAGAAUACAAAAACAACAAAAAAAAAAAAUAAUAUAAAAUACAAACCAUCAUUUGCAUACUCAAGAUUAGAGGGGUUCCGCGAAUUGGAUGAAUAUAAAAUAUCCUAUGCGUACAGAUAUUCUAAUAAAAAAGGGUUAGCAAAAUGGGACUGUUAUUGUGAAAAAAAAAUAUUUAAUAUAUUAGAUAGCAUGAAUGAUACUACAGCAAAAAGUCAUAAUAGUAAGAGUAAAAAUUUUAAAAGAUUAGUAAAUAAGGUACUCGUAUGUCUAGCUAUUAUUCCUUGUGUACUUCCAUUAUUUGGAUUAAUUCUUCCGGUAUUAGAUAUGAUUAAGCAUAGCGAUAGUUGUAAUAGUAGUCUUUUGAGAAAUAUAGAAAUAACAAAAACUAGAUAUAUAGUAUAUUGUGUAUUAUUUUUAAUAAUGACUUAUAUAAUUGUGGUAACCAUUAUAUACGUAGUGACAAAAAUUGUAAAAUAUGAAAGUUUAAAAAAUAAUAAAGGCAAAAUGAAUUUUAAAAAAUAUUGUAUCUUCUGUAGAGAGUUGAUUUUAAAUAAAUAA